AUGUGUAAACUGAAGAUGCUACACAUUCAUAAUUUGAGGCUUCCUGCUGGCCCCAAAUAUCUUCCUAAUGCGUUGAGAUUUCUGAAUUGGCGUUGGUAUCCUUCAAAAUCUCUCCCACCAGGUUUUCAACCGGAUGAUCUUAUUGAACUUAGUUUGCCCCAUAGCAAUAUUCAUCACUUCUGGGAUGGAACAACAUAUUUAAACAAGUUGAAAUCUAUCGAUCUUAGUUGCUCCAAAAACUUGACAAAAACCCCAGAUUUCACUGGUAUUCAAAACCUUGAGAAGUUGGUUCUUGAAGGCUGUACGAAUUUAGUGAAGGUUCAUCCAUCUGUUGCAUUGCUCAAGAGACUCAAAAUUUGGAAUUAUAGAAACUGCAGAAGUAUUAAGAGUCUACCACGUGAAGUGAAAAUGGAAUUUCUUGAAACUUUUGAUCCUUCAUCAAUUGAGCGCUUCAGUGAGAGUUUGGUGGAGCUUGAUUUGAGUGGAACUGUUAAAAGAGAGAGGGCAUACUCCCUUUUUCUAAAGCAGAAUCUCAGUGUAUCAUCUUUUGGCUUAUUUCCAAGAAAUGGACCUCACCCUUUGCUUCCACUGUUAGCUUCCUUGAAGCAUUUGUCUUUUUUGACGUCAUUAAAGCUGAAUGAUUGUAAUCUCUGUGAAGGAGCAAUUCCCAAUGAUAUUGGUUCUCUGUCCUCCUUGAAGUUCUUGGAACUCGGGGGACAUAAUUUUGUUACCCUUCCUGCAAGCAUUCGAUUGCUUUCUAAGCUUACAUUCUUUAACGUGGAGAAUUGCAAAAUGCUUGAACAAUUGCCAGACCUCCAAUUAAAUGGUGAAUUAUGUGUAGGAAGCAUCAAUUCAUUCAAUUGUACAUCCUUACAAGCUUUCCCAGAUCCAUCAGAUUUGUGCAGAUUCAAUACGAUUGGUAAUCUGGAUUCAAGUUAUUUGUUGUAUUCAAUCCUGAAGAGGUUGCUUGAGGAAACCCCUCCUUCCUUUCACUAUUUCAGUCUUGUAUUUCCUGGAAGUUAUAUUUUUGAGUGGUUCAGUAAUCAAAGUGUGGGAGACUCGGUAACUGAGAAGAUACCUUAUUCAUGUAAUAGCAGCAAGUGGAUUGGGAUCGCUGUAUGUGCGUUAUUUGCAGCUCAAGACAAUCCAUCUGCCGUUCCUGAAGAGCGUGAUUUAAAUCCUGAUGAAAAUUCAGUUACGUCUACAUUGAGGUUCUACAGUUUUCGUUUCCAAGUUAAACCAAUUGGUUCAGUCUACAGUUUUCAUUACCCUGUUAAACAGCAAGUGGAUUCGGAUCACCUUAUUUUCUCUGUUUUCUCCACUCAUUACUUGCAACUUGAGAAUUUUCUGGAGGACACUUUGGUUAAGUGUGUUUUCGAAACCCAUCGACCUGUACGAAACAACAGAUGCUUGAAGGUAAAGAAAUGUGGGGCCCGUGCACUGUAUGAGCACGACAUGGAAGAGCUGAUCGCUAAAAUGAACCAAUCUAAGAGUAAAUCAGUAUAUGAACAAGGUAGUGCCAACGUUGAGGAACAACGCAGUUGUGGCUAUGACGAUGAAUAUUACUCUGCGGAAGAAUGA
Molecule: messenger RNA, 1581 nt
Organism: Fragaria vesca subsp. vesca
Lineage: Eukaryota; Viridiplantae; Streptophyta; Magnoliopsida; Rosales; Rosaceae
Product: TMV resistance protein N-like
Exons: 4
Coding region: 1-1581 (526 amino acids)
Source: RefSeq, a predicted model, not a curated record